AUUAGACUUUAAAUGUACAUACAGUACACACUAAUUGUAAGUAGAGCAGUUGUGCCGAAGAGCAGUGAAGAAAAUGCAAGAGGAAAACCAACGAACGUUCUUAGAACCCCGAUGACAUUAAUAACCGCAGAGAUAAGAGCACCGCAUCCGUUACAUUCUGCUUCCGAUCUUCUCCAUAUAAAUACAGAUAAAAAAUUUCGAGACUACACUUGUGAUCAAAGCACCAUCGAGAGAGCACAAGAUGAAGGCGAUUCUUUUGACAAUGUACUUCUGUAUAGUUCUUCGAGGAACGUUAUCGCAAUUUGUGAACGAAGAUACCGACACAGAAAUUGAUGUUCUUCCUAUCUCUCGGGUACCACCAGGCUAUAUAGAGCACGGCGGAAAGUAUUAUAAGCUUUAUACAGAUCGGAAAACUUGGGAGGAAGCUCUUGCCGCGUGCGAGUCAGAUGGAGCCGACCUGGCUGUAAUAGAUUCCCGCGAGGAAGCACUUUAUGUAAAAUCUCUUAUAGGAUGGUCAUCCUUUUUGGAAUAUCCUGGAGUCUGGAUCGGGUUCCGCGAUUUGGGCAACAGAGAUUGGAAGACAGUAGGAAGACACUCUGAGUCUCUCGAUAACACAGGAUAUAACACUUGGUGGCCUAGAAGUGCUAAACUUAUCGGUGGUUGUGGAACCAUCAAAACCUGUUCGCGUUACGAUGCACGUGACUGUACGCAACUUCUAAAGUUCAUUUGCAAGUAUGAAAUAUAAUUUCUCAAUUUAUCUGAAUAGAAUUAUUCUAAACGCUUCACACGCAUUAUAUUGAUUAUAUUAAUAAAUACAUUAAAUAAGGUAGCAGAGAAUCCA
Cephus cinctus (wheat stem sawfly) is the source of this 841-nucleotide messenger RNA. RefSeq names its product snaclec 27. The coding region runs from base 242 to 745 and encodes 167 amino acids. The transcript is spliced from 3 exons. Gene Ontology annotation, molecular function: signaling receptor activity. The record is from RefSeq and is a predicted model, not a curated record. NCBI's taxonomy places the organism in Eukaryota, Metazoa, Arthropoda, Insecta, Hymenoptera, Cephidae.